Arvicola amphibius (Eurasian water vole) is the source of this 2156-nucleotide messenger RNA. It is a transcript of the gene Pjvk, whose product is annotated as pejvakin. The record is from RefSeq and is a predicted model, not a curated record. Bases 1098 to 2156 code for a protein of 352 amino acids. The transcript has 6 exons. Gene Ontology annotation, cellular component: cytoplasm. Gene Ontology annotation, biological process: programmed cell death. Lineage: Eukaryota; Metazoa; Chordata; Mammalia; Rodentia; Cricetidae.
UCAGCCUACCAAAGUAGUUGGUUUUGAGAUGGAAUUUGGUUUUGGUUGCAUGGAAGCCCAAAUACUUGAACGCAAGUAAAAAUAUCCAGAAUCGAAUCAAGUUGAAUUCUACUGUCCCUUCCUUUAUUUCUGCAUAUUAGGACACUACCCAAUAAUACUAUUACACUUAUGUGUUGAUAAGGGUUUUGUAAGGACCACUUUCAAAAUAUGUCAACCACUUAUGAUCAUACAAUAUCUCAAUAUAGGUUUUUCCCCCAGAAAUUUAUUUUAAUGGGUCCACGAAACUCCUUGAAAACAAGCCAAAGCUUUAUAUAACUAUUUCUAUAGGUUAAGUAAUUGGGAGAGUAAUGAGGGGGGAAAAAGGUAAAUCCAGCAGAACCCUAUCAGGUGAUGUGGUUUGAGCCAUCAGUUUCAAAGUAAGAGACUUCCAUGGUAGUUUUUAAUAUGUAAUGGAAUUUGUAACUGAAAGCCUUCAGAAUUCUAUAGGGAGCUGCUUACAAUCGUUCCUCUAUAUCCUGUGAGUUGAUAUUUGGUAUUAAACACAUAGUUUUAUAGACAUGCUAAAUCCCAGAGGAGAGAAAUGCUCAUGUAAUGAUCUGUAUCCUGUGAGGAUUCAAAAGUGCUUUUCUGUUGCCAAAAUGCCCCUGCUGGCCUCAUGAAGGAAUUCCUCUUGGAUCCUGUCCACUAUAGAUGGUACCCAGGCCUGACACAUUGUAUCCCACAGGACUCGAAGCCUCCUUGCCAUCUGUUUCAUUGCUGGUAGCAGAGCACUCCCAACUGUGGUCUCCUCAAAGACACUGGUAGUAUGUUUGAAUUUGGUUUUGUGUGUACUGUAGCUGUAGACGGCCGGUCCCACUUAGACUCGCUUUUAGCGCAUCCUUUUACAGCGCUUUCUAUUAUUCAUGCCUGGAGUUCAUGAAGGGAGGCAGUGUUGUGAACUGCACACCGGUAAAGGACCUGGUGAGAGCGUGCUUUAGAGUUUCAGUCUGCGUAAUUGGAUUUAACAUCACACAAGGCGAAGUUUGGCGUCUGGUUUUCCUCUUCAAAAAUGGGUUCUUUGCUUCAGGGUCGUAGUCGAUGACGGUCUUGAUAGUACUAUGUUUGCCGCUGCUACCAAGAGCUUUGUUAAGCAAGUUGGAGACGGAGGGAGAUUAGUGCCUGUUCCUAGCCUCAGUGAAGCCGACAAGUACCAACCCCUGAGUCUGGUGGUGAAAAAGAAGCGCUGUUUUCUGUUUCCUAGACACAAAUUUACCUCGACGCCCUUCACACUUAAAGAUAUUCUCCUAGGAGACCGAGACAUCUCGGCCGGUAUUUCAUCUUAUCAGUUACUGAAUUAUGAAGAUGAGUCAGAUGUUUCCCUCUAUGGAAGGCGAAACAACCAUAUCGUGAAUGACGUUGGGAUUAAUGUUACUGGAUCCGAUUCCAUCGCGGUCAAAGCUUCCUUUGGUGUAGUAACCAAGCAUGAAGUGGAGGUGUCAACGUUACUCAAGGAAAUUACCGCACGAAAAAUUAACUUUGACCACAGUUUGAUCCGCCAAUCAAAGAGCAGCAGGAAAGCCGUGCUGUGCGUUGUCAUGGAGAGCAUCAGAACCACACGCCAGUGCUCCCUGUCUGUGCACGCUGGCAUUCGAGGGGAAGCCAUGCGGUUUCAUUUUAUGGAUGAACAGAAUCCCAAAGGAAGGGAAAAGGCUAUUGUUUUCCCAGCACACACAACGAUAGCCUUCAGUGUUUUCGAACUCUUCAUUUACUUGGAUGGUGCCUUUGACCUUUGUGUCACGUCAGUGUCAAAAGGAGGGUUUGAAAGGGAAGAAACGACCACCUUUGCCGUGCUCUACAGAUUGAGGAACAUCCUCUUCGAAAGAAAUAGGAGAGUGAUGGAUGCCAUCUCUCGCUCCCAGCUUUACCUGGACGAUCUCUUUGCCGACUACUAUGACAAACCCCUUAGCAUGACUGACAUUUCCCUCAAGGAGGGGACUCACAUCCGUGUGAACUUACUAAACCACAACAUUCCCAAAGGGCCCUGCAUACUCUGUGGAAUGGGGAACUUGAAACGGGAGACGGUUUACGGUUGCUUCCAGUGCUCUGUGGAUGGGGUGAAGUAUGUGAGGCUUCAUGCCGUCCCUUGUUUUGAUAUUUGGCACAAAAGAAUGAAAUAA